GGCUGAGCUCCGGGCCGAGCGCCGGGCGGGCUGAGCGGGCCGAGCGCCGGGCGGGGAUGCUCGCUGCGCCGCGCUGCCAUGUCGCGGGUGAGCGGCCCCGGGCCGGCGGGCAGCGCCAAGGAGAAGCGCUCCUUCAGCAAGCGGCUUUUCCGCGGGAGGGCGGCGGGCGGCGGCGCCGGCUCGGCCCCGGCCGCCGCCCCGGCCCCGGCGCCGUCCGGGCGGUCGCUCGGCGGGUUCAUGAGCCGCGUGCUGAAGACCCUGUCCACGCUCUCGCACUACAGCAGCGAGCCCGAGCCCCGCGCCGGGCUCGCCCCGCGCCUGCCCCCGCCGCAGGCCACCGGCGGCCUGGGCAGCUGCUUCCCGCCGGGCCCGCCGCGCAGCCCCGAGCCCCCGCCGCGCCCCGCCGGCAGCGCCGAGGCCGUGCCCGGCGUGGCGGGGCUGCGCAACCACGGCAACACCUGCUUCAUGAACGCCAUCCUGCAGUGCCUCAGCAACACCGAGCUGUUCGCCGAGUUCCUGGCGCUGGAGCAGUUCCGCGGCGGGCCGCCCCCCGCCGACGGGCCGCCGCCCGCGCCCGGCGAGGUCACGGAGCAGCUGGCGCAGCUGGUGCGGGCGCUCUGGACGCUCGAGUACACCCCGCAGCACAGCCGCGACUUCAAGAACAUUGUGUCCAAGAACGCGAUGCAGUACCGUGGCAACGCCCAGCACGAUGCCCAGGAGUUCCUGCUUUGGCUGCUUGACAGAGUCCACGAGGAUUUGAACAACGUGGUGAAUUCCGGUGGCAUGCCUCCACUCAAGCCGCCACUGGAGGAUGAUGUGCUGCUUGAGGGCCCAGCCUUUCCCAUCAGUAGCACUUUUGUGCAGGAACUCUUUCAAGCCCAGUACAGGUCCUCCCUGACGUGCCCUCACUGCCAGAAGCAGAGCAACACCUUUGACCCCUUCCUGUGCAUCUCGCUGCCGAUCCCUCUGCCGCACACUCGGCCACUCUACGUCACCGUGGUGUACCAGGGCAAGUGCUCCCACUGCAUGCGCAUCGGGGUGGCCGUGCCCAUCUCCGGAACAGUGGCCAGGCUGCGGGAGGCUGUCUCCUCGGAAACCAAGAUACCCACGGAGCAGAUCGUGCUGACAGAGAUGUACUACGAUGGGUUCCAUCGCUCCUUCUGCGACACGGAUGACUUGGACACCAUCCACGAGAGUGACUGCAUUUUUGCCUUUGAGACCCCAGAGAUCUUCAGGCCUGAGGGCAUCCUCAGUCAGAGAGGAAUACAUGUGAACAAUAACCUGAAUAACUUGAAAUGUGGCACUGAGCACUCCCGAACAAUAGCUUACUCUCAAGGAACGGUGAAGUCUGGAAAACUGGAGCAGUCCUGUCCUAAACUAGCAGCAAAUGACAAGAUUGUCUUGCUGGUGUGUAACAGAGCGUGCACUGGACAGCAGAGCAAAAGGUUUGGCUUGCCCUUUGUGUUGCACUUGGAAAAAACAAUUGCUUGGGAUAUUCUGCAGAAGGAAAUACUGGAGAAGAUGCAGUAUUUCCUGCGGCCUGCAGCCUGCUUGCAGGUUUGCCCAUUCAGCUUGCGAGUGGUCAGUGUUGUGGGCAUAACAUACUUGCUACCUCAGGAGGAGCGACCCCUCUGCCACCCAACCGUGGAAAGGGCAUUGAAGUCAUGCGGACAGGGGGGAACUGCUCAUGUGAAAUUAGUGGUAGAAUGGGACAAAGAAACUAAAGAUUACUUGUUUGUGAAUACAGAAGAGGAAUAUAUUCCAGACUCUGAAAGCGUCCGCCAGCAGAGAGAGCUUCAUCAUCAACCUCAGAUCUGCACUUUAUCUCAGUGUUUCCAACUGUACACCAAAGAGGAACAGCUUGCCCCAGAUGAUGCAUGGCGAUGCCCACACUGUAAGCAGCUGCAGCAGGGUAGCAUCACACUGAGCCUCUGGACCUUACCUGAUGUUCUCAUCAUACAUCUCAAAAGGUUUAGGCAGGAAGGAGACCGAAGGAUGAAACUUCAGAACAUGGUUAAAUUUCCCUUGAGUGGUUUGGAUAUGACUCCUCACGUUGUGAAACGCAGCCAGAGCAGCUGGAGCUUGCCAUCGCACUGGUCACCUUGGAGGAAACCUUACGGCCUCGGCAGAGAUCCUGAGGACUACAUUUAUGACCUGUACGCUGUCUGCAACCACCAUGGCACCAUGCAAGGCGGACAUUAUACAGCAUAUUGCAAGAAUUCUGUUGAUGGCCAGUGGUACUGCUUCGAUGACAGUGAAGUUCAGCAACUUUCUGAGAGUGAAGUCUGCAAGCAGACCGCUUAUAUCUUGUUCUACCAGCGACGCACAGCGAUCCCCUCGUGGUCUGCCAACAGUUCCGUGGCAGGCUCCACGAGCUCGUCGCUGUGCGAGCACUGGGUCAGCCGGCUCCCGGGCAGCAAGCAGCCCAGCGUCGCCUCGGCCGCCUCCUCGCGCCGCACCUCGCUGGCCUCGCUCUCGGAGUCCGUGGAGCUGACCGGGGAACGCAGCGAAGAUGACGGAGGAUUUUCAACUCGACCGUUUGUAAGGAGUGUCCAGCGUCAGAGUUUGUCAUCCAGAUCCUCUGUCACCAGCCCACUGGCAGUGAGUGAAAAUGGUGUCAGGCCCUUGUGGUCACUCUCUGCAAAACUGCAGUUCCGCUCCAACUCCCCAUCACGCUUCUCUGGAGAUUCCCCAGUACAUACCUCUGCUUCCACUCUGGAGAAGAUUGGGGAAGCUGCUGAUGAUAAAGUUUCCACCUCGUGCUUUGGCAGCCUGAGGAAUCUCUCUAGCAGCUACUUGGAGCCCUGUGACAGCAGUCGGCGAGAGCACAGGACAGCUCGCAGAGCCCCUCUGGCUGUAAUGGAAGGGGCGUUCAGGGAGGAGUCCGUUGUAAGGACAUCUAGCUCAGACCUUUCAGAUGGGUAUGGUAAAAGCUCUGUGCAGCCAGACAGGAAUCACCCUGCUCUGGACCCUUUUGAUAACAACAAUCAAAUCGCCUUUGUUGACCAGAGUGAUUCUGUGGACAGCUCCCCAGUGAAGGAGGCGAAAGCCUCAGCUGGGACAGGGCUGGCUGCGGAGAAGGUACAUGACACCCCUAGGAAGGGUCACGGCUCCAAAGGAGCUUCUGAGCCAGACAAAAGUCUGAGGAAGGGAAGGACAGUCUUAGCUACCCAAGAGACCAAAGUCUCUCGCUCUUCUCCUCCACUGAAGAGUUCCCAGAAAGCUUCUCGGUCUAGAAGUAAGACAGACUCCUCUAGGGUCAGCGGGCGACACGGGUCUCCUGCUCCCACGCAAGCUAGGAAGGACCACAGCACAAAGCCCCUGGAGGCAUCUGUCCCUUCAGCUGCACAGAAGCAGAAGUCAGGUUCUUCUCCAUCCUCCACGGCUGCCAAGAAAACCCCAUCAGGCCCAUUGACUAAGGGCUCUUCCUCGGGGAAGAGCCGGACUUGCGAGCGCAGCCUCAGCCGGGAGGGCUCCAAGGUCAGUCUGGGGUCGGACAAGACGAGCGUUACCAGCAGCUCCAGGACGAGCUCCCCGCGGAUCAGCCACUCCCGGAGCGACAGCAGGCCGGCGGACAGCAGGCACGUGCGCAGCUCCUCCAUGGCCAACCUGCGCUCCCCAAACGCUGCGGCGCGCUCCGGCUUGAAGAGGGACAGCAAGUCGGAAGAGAAGGGUUUGUCUUUCUUUAAAUCGGCCUUAAGGCAGAAGGAGACGCGGAGGUCGGCAGACCUGGGCAAGACAACAAUGCUUUCAAAAAAGACAGGGAGUGUUAGUUCCAAGUCAGGCAGUAAAAAUGUGCUGGAGGACAAACCAGAGAAAGGUGGUGCCCCACCAGCCUCUCAAACCAAUGCCAACAUCACUACAAAAGAAAAACUUGUCUCAAAAGAUGCCACAUCUAACAAACAUUCUCUGUUAUCCAGUCGCAAGUCCAAGUCUUCCCAGCUAGAUCCUGGAGUCCAGUCUCCUCCUUCCAGUGGCAAGCAGUCUGCUGACAAGCCGCUGAAAAAAUUACCUUCCAGCAUGCAGGUGUCUGUACGGCCUUCUCUGGAACCUCAGUGAAAUGCUGCAAUCCAGGUGUCUUUUCUUCUGCUGAGAAGCUAAUUUAUUCUGAGCUCUUGUUUUUUGUUCAUGUGCCUAAUGUAUGUUUUGAGGAGAAGUUAACUGCAAGUUGUUAAAGCGCCUUUGAUUCUGCCAUCAAACCAAAUAGCCACAGGCAGCCAGCACUGGUGCAAGUAGCCUAGCUGGAGUCAUUGUUGAACACGAAUGCAGCUGUCCCAUAGCACUUGUACAGUCUCUGUUGAAAGUGCAACAACUUUCUUCAGAUUUGAGGGUUGGGACCUGACCCCCAGUUGUACUGACACUGGUGUGCUUUGUUGAGCUGUGAACUGAUAUUCCUUUGGUCUUGUUCUGAGUGGGCUGUGUCCACACUGGUGUAUGGCCUUGUUCUGAGCUGUGGAGGAUGCGAAGGAAACUGGAGAGACUGUCGCUUCUUUCUGCUCUCAACUCUCUGUCCCUGCUCCCCUCCAUUUCCAAGCUUUCUAAAGGGCAAUAUUUCAACACUAAUGUUGUUUCUCAGGUAUAUACUCAGCCAGUAUAGGAGGGACUAGCAUUAGUGACGGACAGAAAGGUACCUGUGUGUCUCUAUGCACGUCUGUGUAAUAGAUUUCAUUUUUGCAUUCCAACAGCAGGAAGUUUGAAAUGUAACCUGCAGUUUUUGUUGCUGCGUCUGUGAAGAGUUUUGCUUUGUCCAUACCUAAGGCAACCUCUAGUCUGUCCUGUUUCACUACUUUCUUCUGAAAUGCUCUACUAAACAACAGAAGAAAUCCCUGGGCAGCAGCUGCUGGCCUGCUUGUCCUGUGGAAGCAGUGCCAUGGGAGAGUUCUGUCCACACACCUGGAUGGCCAUGAUGCUAUCAGGAUGCCCCUGUUCAAAUGCCUGGGAAGCAUUUCCCAAUGUGCUCAGACCCUUAUCACAGUGGUGUAAUUAAGCCUCCAUUAUCUCUAGGGGUGAUGUUUAGAUCGAGUGUCAUCCUGCCUUUUCUGAGCAUGCUUUGACAGGCCCCUUUGUGUGCGUUGGAGGGGCAGUUUUUCUGUUUGAGAGUGCUGUACAUUCUUCCCUCUGGCAUGCUUGUCCCCUCCCCAUGGGUCUGGCUGCCACAUGUCCCUCAGUGGAAGGUUCCCCUUCUUGUUUGGAGGACAACCUCCAUUAGGGUCAAAACACUACAUCUACUGAUGUCUUUGUUUACAUGCCCUUCUUACAGGGGAGAUUCCUCAAGUUCUGUAAGGUUCCUCUUAAGGUGGAUUUCUUAAGUCCUUUUACAUGUAUGUGGUGUAAUCCUUUUUUUAAAUUCCAUGAGAUUUUAUUGAUGUGCUGCAUAUUCUUUAUGUGCACAGCCUGUCGUGUAGGUUGUGGCAAACUGGGCAAUGUGCUGGGCACGCUCUUUGCUGAGUGAGGUCUGUGCCUGUCCAGUGGCAGGGCUUUUCUGGGCAUGGCUUGGGGCCAGGCACAUGUGUGCUCUGUCCCAUCAGCAUAACAAACUGGCCUCUGCCACCUCCCUUGCUGAGGGCCUGUUUGCCCUGCAGGACACCUUGCUGCUCUAUGAUCAGUUUUCUGCUCACCACACACCUGCAGCAGACUUGGGAGGGAAGGGCUGGGGGUAGCUGGCUCCUCAUGUGUGUGGGGCUGAACUGGGAGUGCCAUGGAGCUGGGUCAGUGUGUGGGGAUGAGCCCACCUGCCAUGGAACCCUUGCAGCGUCCUGGUGGUGUCCUGCUGCAUCCCCGUGACGUGCUCCAACGUGCCCACAGCCUGCAGGUGUAGUGCCCUGAGUGUUCAACCCAAACAUAUCCCCUCAGUGCAUUCCUUCGCUCAGGCAUUGUUUCAGUCUCAUUUAUUGCAGCAACAAGAAGCAAAGAUUGCAGUGCUUGCUUCUGAAAUGUAUGACUUGGAUUAUUCUUGGAUUAUUUUCUGUUAUAUCCAGCAGAGCAGAUAAGACUUGCUUCACAUUGCAGUACUGAAAUUACUCCCUGAGAUGUUGAUGUUGAAGUAUUUGUUUAAGGUUUUAUCUGUAUUAAGGUCUUGCACUGUCUUGGCUCUUCUCUUGUAACAACUCUUCUAGCAAGAAUGUAAUUCCGGUGGCUUACACUGACUCGGGUUGGGAUCUUUUAAUAGACAGAACUACUUUCUGUGCGUUUUGCCAUGGACAUUUGUGAAAGGUUAUUUUUAUCAAAUGACUUUUUUUUUUUUUUUCAUGUCAUCCUUCACAGAAGGAGUUUAAACUGGAAGCUGGUCUGUGGGUUUUGAGGUGGUUUUGCUCCUGUGCUGCAUUCCUGACUGAAGGGAAUUUGAAGCCAUGUCCAAACCCAUGUUUUAGCUGAACACCAGUUCAGUGUUUGUAUCUGUAGCAAGACAAUGGUCUUCGGAGCUCUCCUUUGGGUAGAAGGGAGAUAGAGGUCCUGGUAUUCCAGCAGCUGAUAAAAGUACCUAAACCUCUGCAGUCCCAUGAGAUGCCAAUCUCACUCUCCUGCUGCACAUUCUCCAUAAUUCCUGAUGCUGAUUGCUGCCAGCUCCAGCACUAUCUGCUCUCUUUAUGCAGCCAAACUGGAUUUCUCUGUCCCUCAGGAGCAACAGCUCUGUGCACAGGCUCCUUGCUCUGCGGAGGAGAGUGAGUAGGCAGGAGGGGCUGCACUGGCAGUACCCCCAUCUCUGAGCAGGUGGGGUGUGCUCCUCUCUGGUGGCUUUUCUGCUCGGGAGGACUUGGCUUGGGAUGUCCUCAGGGAAAAUGGUUUGACUUACCAGGGUGCACCAGAGUUUGUGCGGGACAUAAGACACACUUGAAGCGUGUGCAUGAGCCUGUGGGAGUGGGGUCCCUGCUCCGUGCCUGUGCCAGGGCCCUUGGGAACAGCUGCUCUGUCACUCCACAUCUCUGCUGCUGGUGUCACACAUCUUGUGUGACACUCAGUGGUGGUGUCACACACCACGCAGUAGUAAAUGAACUUCCUUGCACAGGCAAGGGUUGAAGGGUGUGGGUGUGGGAAACACCGUUCGCUGGGAGUGUUAAUCAAAGCCUUGUUGCUGUUACAGUCAUGACUCCAUCAAUGAAGUAGGAUAAAUGUUUCUGAAAUGGAAUGUAGGUUAUUACAGGCCCUACUUAAAGGGAUUUGGGGAAGAAUCAUCAGUCUUCUCUCCUUGCUAUAAAGCAGACUUCUCUCUUGUCCCUUUCCUGUGUAGGAGCUCCUGUCCGUGGUAUUGUGUUGUCCAGCUGCCAGGAUGUGGCAUGGUACCAGGGAACACUCCAGAGAGGGAUCUGCCAAGUCCUAGAUGCCAACACCACCGUGGCUUUGCAUAUGGAUCCUUCAAGCAGCAAUGGCUUGAGGCUGUUCUGGAGCAGCUGCAUGUACAUGGCCAUGUCUUAAAGUUCCCGUUGGCCAUCAGAAGCACUCAUGGCUGUGGGGGAGGUGGGCUCUGCCAUCUCCCAGAGGCUGCUGCUGCCCAGGGACCUCUGCCUCCCCUGGGUGGUGGCAUGUAGGGCCUGGAAGUCUCAUGGGCAUCUGAGUGCGAUGGGAGCAGCUGCUGCCAGGUCUGUCCUGCCCAGCCUGGUGGGGCAUGGCAGGGUCUGGCACCUUCCUGCCAAGGUCUUGGAGGCUAAGGCAUGCCUCGUGGUGAUGGGAAAUGCCUGGGAAGGGGGAGGCCCAGCAGAGUCCCUGCUCCCAGACAGGGGAGCUCCAAGGCAAAGCAGGCAUUCAGGCAGUGUUUCCAGUCAGCUGCGGGUUGGAGUCGCCUGUGCCAGCGUGUGACUUGCAUUUCACCCCACGUCCCUAGUCUGCCACUUGCUCCUGGAACUGGCCCUCUGGGUGCAGGAGGGCAGCGCCUUUGUUCCAGUGCUCAAUUCCCACAGGAGUCACCUAGAGACUUUUUUUUUACCCUUUUUGGGCUGUGUCUUUUGGACAGUGUUCAGUAGUAUUCAAGUUAUAAGCACAUUUUCAAUGACGUGUAUUGAAGAGGCACCUUUUAUUUGUAUUAAUCACAUUUGAUAGACAAUUUGGUGCCUGCAGUUCUCUGUAACUUGUGUCUCACUUUGGGUGUGUAAAUUGUUAACCCUUUCACACUUAUCAAAUAUGAAUUAAUAAAAACAAGAUGCUUAGGAUAGAAAGCUAGCAGCUUAAUUGCACUUCUCGCACUGCAAGUGCCCUCAUCCGCCGUCGCUGCAGGGGUUUUGCUUUCUGAAGCUGAAACUUGAGCAUGCCCAACCAUGUUCCUCGGUGGGAUGCAGCUUGCAUGGCCGUGCUGUCCCCGAUGCAUGUCCCUACUAACUAUGCAAGCCUCUAGCCCAGCCGUGGCCGUGCUUGGAGGCUGAGCUGUGCCUCGAGGUGCAGCUGCUGCUGGCACGCAGGAGCAUGUCCCUGGCUCCCUGCUUCCUUUGCACAUCUUUGACUCUUUCCUUUGCAGGACUCUGCGUUACUGACCGGGCUGGAGCGUAACGUAAGGUUAGAGGGAUUGGAGCAGGGAAAUAAGAACAAGCUGGUUUCUAUUUUGUGUUGUUUUUAUUUUGUUAGCAGGGCAGCCUGCUUGGGGCUCUGUGUGUGGCUCUGUGUGUGGCUGCGUGCACGCGAGGGGCUGUGAGGAGGGGCGGGGGGCACACAGCUGCUGUGAGUGUCCGUGCGAGGGGCGCGGGUCCCUGCUGGCCUCUGCUGCCCACCCUGCUGCUGGGGCUUGGUCUGCCCUCCUGGGAGCCCCUGCUGCCUGUCCGUGCUCCAGAGCUGCUGCGCUGGGGCCGUGCCCGCUUGGACAGCGGUGCCCGGGGCGGCCGUGUGUGCUGCAUGGCCAGGGCAGCUGGCCUGGGCUUCCUGCAGUCCCAGGCCUCCUCCUGCUCCUUGCCCUGCAGCUUUGCUACCCUCCCCUGGGUCAGCUGGCGUGGACAGGGUGUGGAAACAACAUUCCAAAUAAUUUCACUCUUGGGUGUUGUUUGUUUUGUUUUUUUUUUUAAUUUUAGUUCGGUUGGAUUUUUUAAAAUCUUUGUUAUUUGCCUACUAAUCCAAAAGAAUUUGGCAGUAUCUAAUGAUACCUGUGGAGGGAACUGAAAUUUAGUUUUAAUCUGUGGUGAGAUGAAAGUCCUACGUGGUUUUCUCAACAAAAGCAUCCUAAAGCAGUUACUGUUAAGAGCUUUAUUUUGUAAAAGAAAAGCACCUGAAGGCUUGUACAAUGUCUGUGUUAGAUCUAAAGGCUUAGGAACUCUACUUUUUAAAAGAUGAUAGCACUCAAUUUAUCUGCAAAUAGUGUUUUUUUAAAAGACACAGAUUAAAACUAAGCGUAACCACCAGUCGUGGCUCACCGGGCCCUGCAGCGCCGGCCGCAGGCUCGUGUGCCCUUUGUGAGUGCAAUAACCCCCUGGGAGGUGCUGCACUGCCUUGGUAGGGUAACACCCGGGAAUCCCGGCCACCAGUGGCUCCGUUAUCGUCCUGUGGCCUUCCAAGUAUGAGUUUGUACAGAUUCGCUCACCACCUGUGCCUCACCAUUGGUUAAAAUUGAAUUUUAAGUCCUGUUGCAAAUGCAAUUUCUCUUCUGGACACAAUGUCAGAUUUUACACUGGAAUAUCUACAGUUCUCAAACUGCAUGUCACAUCACUGUACCUGGUACAGGGACGUGGGGCUUUCCCACACCUUUGAUAUUCUCUUCUGUAUUUUAAUGUUUUUGACCUGUACAGUAAUUGGAAAGCAGGCUGUCUACUUGGGGUUGAACAUUGUACCAUAAAUUUUAAAUUAUUUGAGGACAACUGCAUGAGACUGUGUCAAUGCCUUUUAUUAUUUAUUUGUAUGUUUUAUUAUUCGAGGUGUAUGCACUUUUAAUAUGCAGAAUUUAUAUUUUUAUGUUACAAAUCAUUUUCUUUCAGAAAGAAGAGUUUGAAUAUGAGGAAUUGGAAUUAAGUGCAAAAAGGGGAAUAUGUAAUAAAAUACAAUAAAUUUAUUACUAGGCA
Messenger RNA from Taeniopygia guttata (zebra finch), 9971 nucleotides. The record is from RefSeq and is a predicted model, not a curated record. Lineage: Eukaryota; Metazoa; Chordata; Aves; Passeriformes; Estrildidae.